AUGCGGGCGGGGGGAUACACGGUGCACCAGUCGCUCACCGCCGAGGCGGCCGCGGUGCUCAAGCUCUCGCUGGGCCUGGCGCGCCGCCGCGGCCACGCGCAGGUCACGCCGCUGCACGUCGCCUACACGAUGCUCGGCGGCGCCACGUCGUCGUCCUACUCCCAGGCGUCGCUCUUCGUCAAAGCCGCCUCCACGCCGGCCUACGGCCUCCUCUGGCGCGCCUGCGCCAGGACCCACACGGGCGGCGUUGCCCGCGGCGCGCCGCCGCUGCAGUACCCCUCCCAUCCGGCGCAGUGCCGGGCGCUGGAGCUCUGCUUCAACGUCGCGCUCAACCGGCUCCCCACGGCCAAUGCGGUGGCAGGCUCGCCGUUCUCGUCGCCGUCCUCGUCCUCGGCGUCGUCCACGUCCUUCCCGGCGUCCAUCCUCCACCAGCCCAGCCCGACGCUGUCCAACGCGCUCGUCGCCGCGCUCAAGCGCGCGCAGGCCAGCCAGCGCCGCGGUUGCGUCGAGCUGCAGACCCGGCCGCCGUCGCCGCCCGGCCCGACAUCCACCUCCCCGCAGCAGCAGCAGCAGCCUAUGCUCACGAUCAAGGUCGAGCUGGACCAGCUCAUCAUCUCCAUCCUCGACGACCCCAGCGUGAGCCGAGUGAUGAAGGAGGCCGGCUUCUCCAGCGCCGCCGUCAAGACCAACAUCGAGGAGGAGAGCGCUGCCAUGAUGCCGGCGCCGUUCUUGAACUACCAGCCCGACGUCGAGUUCGAAUCGCCAUGCAAGGAGGACGACGUGAGGGCGAUCCUGGAAGUUAUGUCACGGACGUAUGGGAGAAGAACCAACCCCGUGGUCGUCGGCGACACGGUGUCCGUCGCUGAGGCAUCGGUCGCCGCGUUGAUGAGGCGUCUGGAAGGAGGCGACGUCCCCGACGAGCUCCGCGGCGCGCGCGUCCUCCGGCUCCACCUCUCCCACGUCCACGUCCGGCUCAUGGCCAAGGCCGACGUGGACGCGUGCGUGGCGGACCUGCGCCGCACCAUCGCCGCCACGGCUGCAACAACCAACACCAGAACCGGAGGCCUGGUCAUCUACGUCGGCGACAUGCGCUGGGCUGUCGACGACGACGACGAGGCCCGCGCCCUGGCGGCGUCCGGCGGCUUCAGCCCCGCAGCGCACCUGGCCGCUGAGCUGGCGCGCCUGCUGGGCGAACUCCCCGCCGCCGCCGCGUCAUGCGGCGGGCGCGCCUGGCUGGUGGCAGCCGCGAGCUACGGGACCUACAUGCGGUGCCAGCAGCGGUCGUCCCUGGAGGCUACGUGGGCGCUGCAGCCGGUACCCGUCCCCGCAGGCGCCGGCGCCGGUCUCGGCCUGGCGCUCGGCCCACGCGCCGCAACAAGAAGCGAAACAGUCGGCAAGGUUGCCCAACUUGCUAAGUUUCCACUGCUGGAUUCCUCACCCGGAGAAGAGGAUGGCGUGCCGAUCCUUUGCGACGAAUGCGCCAGGAGCUACGAGACUGAAGCAUCAGCUGCGAGAGCAAAGGCAGAGGGCACCGAUCUUGUGCUUACCUUCUUCCCUGGCUGGCCGCAGGCAGACGAGCCCCAAACGUCACACAAGGAUGAUCUGAUUGAUCUGAAGAGGAAAUGGAGCAGAUUGUGUCGGAGGGUUCACUUGCAACACAGCCAGCCGACUCGCCCGUCCAUUGCAACCACCACCUCCAGCAGUCCGGACCUCUGCUUAAGCUUUGGGACGAGGGAGAUCAAGCACCAGGAUGUGAAGACCACGCUCAGCCUGUUACCUCCGGACUCCGCUCAUCAUCCAUUGAACGAGGAUACCGACGCAAAGCAAGCAAUUGCACAAGAAUCGAUUCCGGUGGUUGAUUCCAGGGACAUGAAGAAUGUUCUGCAGCUGUGGAUCGAUGAGCUGCCGUCCGGUGAUCUCAAGAGGAAGGCUGAGAAUGUCCGGCUGCCGAGGGAAUCCAAGCGCUGGAUGGGCGGUUGCGGCCUUGAUCUGAACCUUAACCUAUGUGCUGGCGACGAGGAAAAUCAGGACGGUGGCUGUACCACCAGCGAAGAUGAGCUCGUUCCAAGCGACUUGACAAAUAAUGGCGAAGGCAGCGGUGAUGUGACCGACAGCCUCGGGAGCCAUUGUUAGGCUGUGGCCUUGGAUCACUGAACGAUGGCUCCAUGGCGGUAGGGACACCGGAGAUGGAGGCAGCUCCACGAGAGGAGGAGGUGGUCGUUGCUUCUCUUGCAACGUUCAAACUUCAGAAUUGGCGGGAAGAUGGGGAUGA
Molecule: messenger RNA, 2272 nt
Organism: Panicum hallii
Lineage: Eukaryota; Viridiplantae; Streptophyta; Magnoliopsida; Poales; Poaceae
Product: protein SMAX1-LIKE 5-like
Exons: 3
Coding region: 1-2133 (710 amino acids)
Source: RefSeq, a predicted model, not a curated record